Molecule: messenger RNA, 4381 nt
Organism: Limulus polyphemus (Atlantic horseshoe crab)
Lineage: Eukaryota; Metazoa; Arthropoda; Merostomata; Xiphosura; Limulidae
Product: gastrula zinc finger protein XlCGF17.1-like
Exons: 3
Coding region: 24-1199 (391 amino acids)
Cellular component (GO): nucleus
Source: RefSeq, a predicted model, not a curated record
CUGUGUUAAAAAGUACAUCUGAUAUGAAGACCAGUGUGGACGUCUGUUGUGAGAGUCGGGGUUCUGGUUAUCAUGGCAUAAAACAAGAAGAUCACUUUACAGAAGUUAUUAAAACCCUAAAACCAAACAGUGGUAUAUGUGGAGAAACAACUUUAAAUGGAAAUAAGCUGAAAGAAUUUAAUAUAUCUCAAUGCAGCUGUGUAAUCAGUGAAAAACAACUCGAAACAAUGGAUAACCUAACACAAGAACAGAGGAUACAAUCUGGAGAGAAACCAUAUCAUUGUGCAGUUGAUGUAAAAAACUUUGAGAGCAAUUGUUCCAUAGAACAACAUGAAAGAAUGCACACUGGGGUGAAACCUUACAGUUGUGGUGUUUGUGAAAAACAAUUUACAAGAAACAGUGAUUUAAAAGGACAUCAAAGAAUACACACUGGGGAGAAACCUUACAUUUGUUCAGUGUGUGGAAAACAAUUUAAAACAAAUGGUGAAUUGAAAGGACAUCAACGAAUACAUACUGGGGAGAAACCAUACAUUUGUGCAGUUUGUGGAAAACAAUUUAGAAGAAACAGUGAUUUAAAAGAACAUCAAAGAAUACACACUGGGGAGAAGCCUUACAGUUGUUCAGUUUGUGAAAAACAAUUUAAAACAAAUAGUAAAUUAAAAAAACAUCAAAGAAUACACACUGGGGAGAGACCUUACAGUUGUGCAAUUUGUGAAAAACAAUUUGGAAGAAGCUCAGAAUUAAAAAGACAUCAAAGAACACAUACCGGGGAGAAACCAUACACUUGUGAAGUUUGUGGAAAACACUUUAUAUCAAAGGGUGAAUUAAAAAGUCAUUUAAGAACACACACUGGGGAAAAACCUUACAGUUGUGCAGUAUGUGGAAAACACUUUGGUACAAAAAGUAAUUUAACAAAUCAUCAAAGAAUUCACACUGGGGAGAAACCAUACAGUUGUGAAGUUUGUGGAAAACAGUUUAUAUCAAAUGGUGAAUUAAAAAGUCAUUUAAAAACACACACUGGAGAGAAACCUUACAAUUGUACAAUUUGUCAAAAACAAUUUGGAAGAAACUCUCAAUUAAAAAGGCAUCAAAGAACACAUACUCAGGAGAAACCUUAUACUUGUGCAGUAUCUGAAAAGCACUUUGGAAGAAAUAAUUACUUAAAAUCACAUCAAAGAACACGUGGAAAAAUUUGUUAAGGAAGUAAUAACUUAAAUAAACAUCAAAUAAUACAUCAUCUUUGAAAACCAUACAGUUGUUCAAUUUGUGGAAAAUGCUAUAGAAGAAACACUUAAAUAAAAGAACAUCAAAGAAAAUACACUGGGGAGAACUGUUACAUUGUUGUAGCCUCCAUAUCUCAGCAGUUAAGAUGGCUUACAAUAAUAUAGAUUGGGUUUUGAUACCUGUAGUUGGCACAUCACAUAUUGCCCAUUGUGUAGCUUUGUAAUGUAUCAUUUAAAAUAAAAUUAAAAGACCAAAAAAAGGGAUCUUUUCAUCCAUUUUUCACAAUUUCAGUAGGUUCUUAGCUUUUUUUUUGUCAAUAUCAGUCACCAGCUCUUUCAUUUCAUUUGUCCCCUAAUAACAUUAGAUUUAGUGAUGAGGUGAGCCAUUUUACUUCCUGUGCAUUUUUCAGUAAAUUUAUCUGCAUUCAAUUGAGGAGAUUUUGUUACUUCAUAAAAGAGUUUUUCUCUUCUUCUGGACUGUACAUGAACACCUAUCCCAAGUGUUAUCCUGUAACAAAUUUGCAAGUGAAGUUUGUUGGAUUUUGUAGUGUUAUUUAGACUUAUUAAACAUUAAUGCAAAAUUGCUAGCUUGUGCCUAUGAAAUCAACUGAUCCUAUAUGUGUAGUGCCAGUCUAAACCUUGUCAAAUACCCUUUUUUUGACUCUCCCACAUUUGAAUGCUUUGCAAAUAUUACUAUCAGCAGACAUUGACAGGUACAGUAACCCAGUAUUUUCAUUGGACUUAUAAGAGUUAUCCUGAGUAACAGUUUCCACAGUUCAAGGAAUUUCUGUUUUGAGUAUCCCCAUGGAUCCAAAAGUCUAACAUAGGUUGGCAGCCACUGGUUGCAUUAGGCUUAGAUCUAGUCUACAUAUUAUCUCUAGACACAUUUGUACUGGCCCCAGUACUUGUUUCUGUAGGCCUAGAUCAGACUGUGCUAUUUGGCUUGUAGUUUGUAAUGACAUUUGUAUGCAUACACUGGAAAGUACAUAAAUUUGUGCUUUCCACUUUCAGUGUGUGAGUGAACGAUUGUAAUGUCCAUUGUUCUAAGUCGAAAUGUCUUUGUGUACUCCUUGCACACAUUGUGAAACAAACCAAAGUUACAAAAAAUGCUACAGCAUCAAUACCCACAGAAAUUAAGACUUCAGAAAAAUCCAAAAACCUUUGAAUUUCAAAGAUUUUUAAGGACUUGUAUGAACCCCACUUUAAUUCCAUGCCAAGUUCUUUUGAGCUUUGAUCUUAAUAGAUUUCCAGCUUUAAAAAACACACUGGGCAAAAUAAUUAACGGAGCAAAAAAAAAAGGGCCUGAACACUUCUGUAAAUAAUAAAGGUAACAGAAAUGUUAAUUACAAUGAAAAAGCCUUUAUUAUGAACUUUUCUGAACCAAGUCUUUGAAGAGUUUUCAUUUUCUGAAUAACUUAUGACAUUACUGAAGAACACCCCUCAAAACGAAAAUGUGAUCCAGUUUGUGUAUACAACAUGAAAACAUGAGGAACACAAAACUAAUGUUCAAAAUUAACCUCCAGUAAGAGGUAUGACUACAUUGAGCUUGUAUACACUUGACAACAUGUUGGCAUACUUCUGAAAAUGUGUUUCAUGUAGUCUUGAAGCAUGGCAUUCCAUUUGUCUGUCAAGGUUUGCAGCAGAUUACCAACCUUGGCAGGGGGAGUUGCAUGGCAAUGAAUCUGUCUAUACAGUUGGUCUCAUUCAUGUUUGAAAUCUGGAGAUUUUACUUGCUGCUCUAAGUAAUCCGUGGAUAACCUAGCAAUGUGUGGUCUGGCACUAUCCUACACCAAUGUGAAAUUGUCUCUGCAAAAAGUCUUACAAUAGGGUGUAGAAUGUCAUAUUAAUACAGUUGUGCAGAUAAGGGACUUUCAAGGAAAUCUCAAUCCAGACUAUAACAGAACCUCACCAAGUGAUCAAAUUCCACAGUAUUGCAAGCCGAAUAACAUUCACCCUGGCAUUGCAAUACAUGCACAUGUGUAUCACAAGUGGAAAUAUGAAAUCGAAUUUUGUCUGUAAGCAGUACAAAUCUCCAGUGAUAAAGUUGCCAGUUGUGAUGUAUAUAUGAUCAAAUCUGGGCCAUGAUUGGGUCUUCUGGCUCUUAAUCCACAUUCAUGAAGACUGUUAUGAACAAUUUGGUCAGAUACAUGGGUACAGGUUGCUCGAUAAAGAUCAAUUUGACAAUUCUGUAGUGCUAAGUUCACCAAGUAGCAGUCCUGUCAUUGACUUGUGGCACAUGUAUGGGCCUGGUCUCCUGGUGUAUAUCCAGUGGAUUGGUAAUGUCUCCAAAAUCUUGCCACUACACUGGGGGCUACAUUAAACUUUGUAGCAACAGUUCUCUGUGUAGCAGAAUUUUGCUGCAUGCACACAGCUGGUGUGACUUCAGUCUCAUCCAAAUAGUGCCUAAUACAGUCUGUCAACAUCAGAACACUGAGAAAAACACAGAUCAUAACAAGGAAUUUCAUGGUCCACUGUAAAUUCUACCACAUUUACAAACCUUAUGUAUGGAUUUAUUUGUAAUGCAUGAACUACUCACCACUUAAAAAUGAACAAUGUUCACCAUCACACAUCAUUUGUGUUCAUCAUUUAAUGUUAAUACUACUUAAAUUUUUUGCACACUGAUCAAUUUGUUUUUUAUGUUUGCUUACAUUCUUGCUCCCUUAAUUUUGUUGAGUAGUAUAAUAAGCAUAAAUUACAAACCUUUGUACUAAUUGUUUUUAAUCUUAAAUUUGUAACAAGCAUGUAUUAGGAAUGCUUGAUUUGAUUUGUUAUCCACUUACAAACAAUUAAAUUUAUGUAGAAAUUUUAUAGAUAAGGAAGAAUAUUUACAUAAUUACUGACUUAUUGAUAAUUAUGGCAAACCAAACUUUCUACAGCUUAUUGUUAUGUGGAUAUUCUUUAUUUAGAUCAUGCAGUCGGUCAUUUAUACUGUUAACCUAGAAAAAUGUAAGUUGAAACUUCAACCAAAAAAUUAUAUCAUUAUGGAGUUUAUGGUUUUUAGUAAUUAUGAAAUCUGGGAGUAGAGGAGAACUGGAAUCAAAGAUGUUUUUCUCAUAUUAUUAAGUAAAUUUUAAAAUUUUCUUAGAGUUUAUUUAUAUUGAAACUGUUUUCCUAUUGUACAAAGGCUUUUCUGCAAGAAAUAAAAGCUUCAUAAUUAA